AUGGCAUCAGAUGCUAGAGAAGAAAGGACAUUUGAAACAAGGGAAGAAGAAAAGCUUAAGUCCAAGUAUCCAAAUCUUGCAAAAGGUGGAGGUGGAUCAGCUCUUUUAAAUAAAAGACUUCAGAAAGGAGAACAAAAGUACUUUGACUCUGGGGAUUAUGCCAUGGCUAAAGCAAAACUCAGUGCCAAGUCUAAACCCCUACCACCACCAGAAAGGAUAAUUAAAGCAGAAGCUGUUGGUGAGACCAUUCCGACUCCAGAAAAUAUUCAAGCCAGGAAGCCGUCCCUUGUCACAGCAACAGUAGCGUAA
Physella acuta is the source of this 309-nucleotide messenger RNA. Its product is annotated as cAMP-regulated phosphoprotein 19-like. Gene Ontology annotation, cellular component: cytoplasm. The record is from RefSeq and is a predicted model, not a curated record. Lineage: Eukaryota; Metazoa; Mollusca; Gastropoda; Physidae. Gene Ontology annotation, molecular function: protein phosphatase inhibitor activity.